AUGCAGCCGCUCCCCGACCUCGUAGCCUGCGACGGCUUAGGCAAAUACCUCUCCCUAACCUCCCCUCUCGCCCGCGACCAAUGCUGCUUCGUCUCCUCCCAAAACUCCACCGCCUGCCGCCGACUCUUCGCUCCGGACUCCUCUCUCGACCCCAACCCAAAAACAGGCGAAACCCCCCUCAACCUCCUCGACGCAGCCUGCCUAGGCCGACCCCCUGCCCAAUGCCACCUCCUCAACCGCUGCCGCUCCCCCUCCACCCUCUACGUCUCCGUCGAACAACUCAACACCGACGACACCAACCCCUCGGCCGACGGCGCCCUCCUCCUAGCCCGCUACAAAGCCUGCGCCAACCUUCCCGGUCUCAUCCUCCUCUCCCGCAACGGUCUCCUAACCCCUUACAUCGACGCCGUCGUGCGGGCGCAUAUCGAUCCCCCGCUAGGGCCGGAUGAGAGUGAGUUGGAUAUGGUCCUCGGGGAGAUUACCCUGGCGGCGACGGAUUGUUUGUCGGCGACCUGUAGGGGGGGCAGGGAUAGGGGGGAUUGUUUUGAGAGUGUGUGUUCGCCGGUGAGGUUGAUGAGGAAUGGGACGCUGCCGGAUGUGAGGGGGGUUAAUGGGUGCUUGAAUCGGAUUUGUAGUGCGGGGACGGGCGCGUUGCCGUGGGCGGAUGCGGAUAUUGUGGGGGUGGGGGUGAGUUCUUUCUGUGUUUCUCACUGUCUCACUGUGGUGUUUCUG
This is a messenger RNA of Dichotomopilus funicola, 732 nucleotides long. RefSeq lists its product as uncharacterized. The transcript has a single exon. The annotation marks the transcript as partial. NCBI's taxonomy places the organism in Eukaryota, Fungi, Ascomycota, Sordariomycetes, Sordariales, Chaetomiaceae. The record is from RefSeq and is a predicted model, not a curated record.